Molecule: messenger RNA, 1053 nt
Organism: Indicator indicator
Lineage: Eukaryota; Metazoa; Chordata; Aves; Piciformes; Indicatoridae
Gene: ARK2C
Product: arkadia (RNF111) C-terminal like ring finger ubiquitin ligase 2C
Exons: 8
Coding region: 1-1053 (350 amino acids)
Biological process (GO): positive regulation of BMP signaling pathway; motor neuron axon guidance
Molecular function (GO): ubiquitin protein ligase activity; zinc ion binding
Source: RefSeq, a predicted model, not a curated record
AUGGUCCUGGUGCACGUCGGCUACCUGGUGCUGCCCGUCUUCGGCUCCGUGCGCAACAGAGGUGCUCCUUUUCAAAGAUCUCAGCAUCCCCAUGCUACCUCCUGCCGGCACUUCCACCUGGGCCCCCAGCCUCAGCUCUCCACCGACUUCACCCUGCCUCACACGGUGCAGCCCCAGCCGGGACUGACCGCCCACAUGGCUCCUGCGCACCAGCACAGUGGCCCCCUGCACCAACCCCUGACACCGGUGCCAGCCCUUCCCUUCCAGGAUGUGACCGGACCCUCCUUCCUACCUCAGGCGCUUCACCAGCAAUACCUCCUUCAGCAGCAGCUCCUUGAGGCACAGCACCGCCGGCUCAUGCCCCAUCCCAGGCGGGCUCAGGAGCGCAUGUCCAUUCAGCCUCACCGCCUACACCCCAGCUUUGACUUCAGCCACCAACUGCAAACUCCACAACCCAUGGGGGCCCAGCCCAGGUAUUUAGCCGAAGGCACAGAUUGGGACCUCAGUGUUGAUGCAGGACUGACUCACACCCAGUUCCAGGUUCGUCCACUCCCUCAACCCUAUCAGCACUACUUAGCUACACCUCGGAUGCACCAUUUCCCCAGAAGCACAUCCUCAACACAGAUGGUUGUUCAUGAAAUCAGAAAUUAUCCUUAUCCUCAGCUUCAACUACUUGCUCUUCAGGGCCUGAACCCAAGCAGGCACACGUCCGCUGUGCGGGAGAGCUAUGAGGAGCUGCUGCAGCUGGAGGACAGGUUGGGAAGUGUGAGCCGAGGUGCUGUCCAGAACACCAUUGAGAGGUUCACCUUCCCCCACAAGUACAAGAAGAGAAGACCACAGGAGGGCAAGGGUGAGCAAGAGGAUGGAGAGGAAUCAGAUACGGAUGAGAAAUGCACAAUCUGCUUGUCCAUGCUUGAAGAUGGAGAAGAUGUCAGGCGGUUGCCUUGUAUGCAUCUCUUCCACCAAGUGUGUGUGGACCAGUGGCUGGCCACCAGCAAGAAGUGCCCAAUCUGCAGGGUGGACAUUGAAACACAGCUCGGCUCGGACAGCUGA